UGUGUUUGUUUUUCAUUGACUUUGAACGUGUGUAAACAGUAGUUCAUUUUUAACGUGCAAAUUAGCAAGACAAAGCUACGAAAUGACCGUGCAAGAUAUGGAAAUAAGUUUAAACGUUUCUACACAAUCCAGUGAUGGCAAGAACACAAGAAUAGAUGAUAAUUCCAUUCUUAAUUUAAUGAGGAGUCAGAAAGCUCGAGGGAAAACAAAUCUUGUUAACAGCACUAAAGUAAAACGUGAUUCUAGUAAGGCAGUCAGUACAGUUAAACAGAAAGUGAAACAAAAACACUUGAAAUUAAUUGUUACACAAAAAUUAAAAGAAAUCAAUAAGACUAGUCAGAGUCCACCUUCUGUGGUACAAAAGAAAUCAAAAUCAAAAGUACAGUUUAAAGAUAUUAAUAACAAAACUAAACGAAAGGUGGUUAAAACACCUGUGAAAGUAGAUGAGAAACAUAUAGAUACAGAUAAGUCAUCUUUAACUGUGGGUAAUGAAGUUUCUAAUGAGCCUAUAAUCUCAUUUACUAAAGUUACAAAAGAAAACUUUGGUAAAACCCUAUUAGCAAGGAAAAGAAAAGGUCCAGAUAAAGGUUCAAGCAAAACUCUUGCUAGUAUAUUUUCUAAACAAAAAGAACCUGAGAAAGAAGAAGUUAGUUUAUUAAGUUCACUUGGGAAAGUAGAUUCAAUUGAAGAUGUUAAUGCAAAAACAAAACCUAGACUUGAUGAGUCAAAAAGUAUUUCUCAUACCGUACAAAAAUCAAAUCUUAGUAAAAAAAAGAAACAAAAACAGGCAGGAAAACUGACAAAUGAGAGUAAUAUUAGUACUGAAAAUGAGAAGAGUACAUAUGGUUUGCAUAAGCCUGCUGGAAAAAUAUCUUCCUUGUUUGGUCAUAAUCCAGAAAUACCACAUAUUGGUCAGCGUUUAAUAAAACCAAUAAAUGAGCCAGUCUUUGCUGCAACAAGCUUUACCGAUUUUAACAUACACCCUUUUAUGAUAUCCAAUUUGGAACAAAAUAUGCAAAUCACUAAAAUGACUAUAGUUCAACAGAAAGCAAUUCCUCAGAUUCUUUCUGGGAAAGAUGUUUUAAUUCGAUCUCAGACUGGUUCUGGGAAAACAUUAGCAUAUGCUUUGCCUAUAGUUGAGUUUCUUCAUAGGAUUAGGCCAAAGUUGAACAGAAACAGUGGUUUGAAAGCACUCAUUGUUGUACCAACUAGAGAGUUGGCUCUACAAACCUAUGAGUGUUUCUUAAAAUUAAUAAAAUCGUUUACGUGGAUAGUACCGGGAUAUUUAGCAGGGGGUGAAAAGAGGAAAGCAGAGAAAGCUAGAUUAAGAAAGGGAUGUAACAUAUUAGUCAGUACACCUGGUAGAUUGUUAGACCACAUAAAACGAACAGCCGCUUUAAAGUUAAGCGACGUUAAGUACUUCGUUUUGGACGAGGCAGAUAGAAUGUUUGACAUGGGAUACGAAAAAGAUAUAUCAAGCAUAGUAAGUGCUUUAAAGGUUUCGACUCCGAACGAAAACACGGAAUACGACGCGAUGAAAAUAUUUCAGCGAAACGUUAAAAAGGUUUUUACCGAUGAGGACAUCGAUCAGAUGGCAACUAACGCUGACUCUAAGCAGGAAGUGAAAACUGAUAAUCACGAUGAUUCCAUCGAAUCGAACAAAGAUGCAUGGUCAGAAUCUGAGGACACUAACGACGAGGAAAAACAAACGUAUCACUCGAGUAGCGAUAAUGAUUCCGAUGAAGGAGAACCUUACGUUAAAUCGAAAAAAUUAGAUAAACAGAAGGCCAUUUCGGGUCCGGUAAACAAGAAGAAAUCUAGCGAGUUAAAAAACAGUACGGAAAAAGAGGAAGAUAAUAACGAUAGCGUGAAUGAGAGUGGGAGACAAACGAUCUUACUCUCCGCGACCUUAACGCAAUCCGUAGAAAAAUUAGCGGGUCUCGCGAUGAAUCAUCCUGUUUUCGUGGAUGCGGCGAAAGAAAAUUUGGAAAUAACCGGAGGCGAUGCGACUGAUUUGAAUGAAGACUUAAUAGUUCCGCAAAGCGUGACUCAAAGUUACAUUGUUACACCACCGAAACUGAGAAUGGUUACUUUGAGCGCCUGUAUCGCGGGAAAGUGUCAGAGCCAUGGACAACACAAGAUAUUAAUAUUUAUGGCAACUCAAGACAUGGUAGACUAUCAUACGGAGAUCCUUUCUUCUGUAUUGACUAAACCAGCCGACGAGGAUGACGAUGAUUCGGAUCCUCUGGUCGACGUUGAGUUCUUCAGAUUACACGGCAGCAUGACUCAAAAGGAACGAACCGAUGUCUUCAAGACUUUCAGACAGGCAAACAGCGGAGUUCUACUAUGUACGGAUGUAGCUGCUCGUGGAUUGGACAUGCCGAAAGUGGACUGCGUGGUGCAGUACACAGGACCAACUUCCGCCAGGGAUUACGUGCAUCGGAUCGGUAGAACAGCGCGAGUUGGUUCUUCCGGUUCGGCGGUGAUCUUUCUGAUACCAUCAGAGAUUGAUUUUGUCCGAAUGUUAGAGUCCAGACGCAUUAGAAUCAAAGAAGAGAACAUGGACGAUGUGUUAGAUAAAUUAAUGACACCUUUAUCAAAGCAUACGUCCACCCAUGGUGCGGCGAUAGCGCUGCAGAAUGAAUUUGAGAACUUGGUGUUGGAAGAUUCGAAACUCCGGGAGAAGGCGCACCGGGCGUACACCUCUUGGAUAAGAUUCUACUCUAGCUACCCUCGGGACAUGCGCGAGAUCUUCAACCGGAAGAACGUUCAUCUGGGUCACUUUGCCAAGAGCUUCGCGUUGAGGGAAACUCCGCAACGUAUCGGAGUGGUAGGGAAGAAGAUCCGCGAGGACAGUUCUAAAGCGCAGCAUAACAACAGGCUUGUGAACGAAAAGCCCGACGGGGAGCCGGCAAAGAAGCAACACCACAAGCGUCAAGCUGACGAGCGGAAGACCGGGUUGCUGAAGAGAGUCAGGAUGCUCAACACCUCCGAGUACGGCAGCGGUCUCGAGCCCGUGAAGAAGUCGAAGAAAUCCUGAACUUUGCAUUAUCAUCGAGACUGUUAAUAAAUACGAUACGAUCUCCUCUACACGAUUCCAGAAUCACGUGUGAUGAACGAUUGGCGAUCGUUAAAAAAAUAAAUUUCUUUCUAUAGAUCUUCCUGAAA
This is a messenger RNA of Osmia lignaria (orchard mason bee), 3168 nucleotides long. Its product is annotated as ATP-dependent DNA helicase DDX31. Gene Ontology annotation, molecular function: ATP binding; nucleic acid binding; RNA helicase activity. The record is from RefSeq and is a predicted model, not a curated record. NCBI's taxonomy places the organism in Eukaryota, Metazoa, Arthropoda, Insecta, Hymenoptera, Megachilidae.